AUAUAUAUAUAUUCCAACCCUUUCCCUACCACCGCCUCGACCACACCUCCAUGAGGCCGAUAGGGGUACCCCUACGUCGCCCUGGGAGGGAGAGCGUGGUGGUGAUAAUGGGGGCGACGGGGGCGGGGAAGACGCGGCUCUCCGUGGACGCAGCGGUGCGGCUCCCCGGCGAGGUCGUCAACUCCGACAAGCUCCAGCUCUACCGCGGCCUCGACCUCACCACCAACAAGCUCCCCCCGCCCCUCCGCCGCGGCGUCCCCCACCACCUCCUCGGCUCCUCCUCCGCCGACCUCCCCCCCGCCGCCUACCGCCCCCUCGCCGCCGCCGCCGUCGCCUCCGCCGCCUCCCGCCUCCGCGUCCCCGUCGUCGCCGGCGGCUCCGCCUCCCUCAUCCACGCCCUCCUCGCCGCCCGCUUCGACCCCCGCGCCGACCCCUUCUCCGCCGCCGGCGCCGCGGCUCGGUCUAGGGUUAGGAUCCGGUACCGGUGCUGCUUCAUCUGGGUCGACGUGGAGCGGGAGCUGCUCGAGGAGCACCUGGACCGGAGGGUGGACGAGAUGGUCGGGGCCGGGAUGGUCGCGGAGCUCGAAGAGCAGUUUCGGAAUGCGCAGAAAUCGGGGGAGGAGCACCGCUUCGAGAAGUUCCUAGGCCCGCUGGGAAAGGCGAUCGGGGUGAAGGAGUUCGGCAAGUAUUUCGCCAAGGAGUGCGCGUACGCCGACGCGGUGGAGGCGGUGAAGGCCGCGAACCGGCGGCUGGCGGCGGCGCAGGCGGAGAAGAUUCGGCGGAUCGCGACGGAGUGGGGGUGGCCGCUGCGGAGGGUCGACGCCACCCCCGCGGUGAGGGCGCGGCUCGACGGCAAUGCCGAUGCGGCAGCGUGGGAGACGCACGUCCUGCGGCCCGCGAUGGAGGCCGUAGAGGAGUUCUUGAUCAGAGGAGAGGAAGAGGAAGAGGACGAGCGAGUAGAGGUGGAUGGAGUGGAGGGAGAGUUGUUUCCUACCGUUGGCUUCAGUUGCUGCUGUUAGUUGGGUGUUUUUUUUUUUCUUUUUUUGCACUUUGCUCCCUCACAAUUUCUUUUUUUCACAAAUAGCCCAAUCAAAUUUAUAAUUACAAAUUUAGCCAUAUUCUCGCUACGCACUAGCCACGCAAGCCGGUUGGAGAGGGCGUUAAGUUGAAUACGGUGAACUAUUUAUCGUGCUCAAACAUAGUAAAUAAAUCACUGUAUUUCAUAUUUAUAUUCUCCGUUUCUAGACACGGUGAAUCAUUCACACGGUAAAUGAAUUACCGUGUUCAACUUAUUCCAGCACCUCCACCCUUUUUUCUUGCUCGUGUGGCGCUUACGUGGGGCCUGCGUGGUAGGGAUAGAGCUAAAAUUAUAAUUACAAAUUUUGUAAAGUUAUUUAUAAAAAUAAAUUUUUUAAGAGAGCCAAAUGCAAAAAAAACACAAAGAAAAACUAUAAUUCUACAGUACUUCUGUCAUCCAAGAGAAAUGCUUUGUUGGCACAUAAAAAGAAAAGAAAAAAGCUAAAUUACAGAAAAUCCUCCUAUCAAUAUUCGAUUU
Ananas comosus (pineapple) is the source of this 1555-nucleotide messenger RNA. RefSeq names its product adenylate isopentenyltransferase 1, chloroplastic-like. The record is from RefSeq and is a predicted model, not a curated record. NCBI's taxonomy places the organism in Eukaryota, Viridiplantae, Streptophyta, Magnoliopsida, Poales, Bromeliaceae. Gene Ontology annotation, cellular component: mitochondrion. The transcript has a single exon. Gene Ontology annotation, molecular function: tRNA dimethylallyltransferase activity. Bases 51 to 1019 code for a protein of 322 amino acids. Gene Ontology annotation, biological process: cytokinin biosynthetic process; tRNA modification.